GGAGGAGGUCGUGUCGGUCCUCAAUGCCGCCAUAUUGGCCCGGCAGGAGGGGGUCGUGCUCAAGGACCCCGACGGACCCUACACGCCCGCUGCCCGCACCGCCGGCUGGAUCAAGCUCAAGCCCGACGUAAGCCCCCUCCUGUCAGCCCGACUGCUGUCACUGACGGUAACUGUCCUCUCCAGUGCUGUCACUGACGGUGGGCGGGUGACGAAGGUGGUGCCGGUGUGCUGGGUGGGCUCAGGGUUCACAGACGACACGCUGGCCUCGCUGCCCCGCCUCCUCGCCCCCGCCCGCUCGCCCACUCGUCCCCCCGAGGUGGGCGAGUGGCGGGGCGACAAGCCCGCCGUCUGGUUCUCGCCCGCCGCCAGCGUCGUCCUCCAGGUGCGGGCGACGGAGGUGAGCCCACUCGCCGCCCACUCCGUCGCCCACUCGCUGC
Molecule: messenger RNA, 437 nt
Organism: Hyalella azteca
Lineage: Eukaryota; Metazoa; Arthropoda; Malacostraca; Amphipoda; Hyalellidae
Product: DNA ligase 4-like
Exons: 4
Biological process (GO): nucleotide-excision repair, DNA gap filling; DNA recombination; double-strand break repair via nonhomologous end joining
Cellular component (GO): DNA ligase IV complex
Molecular function (GO): DNA ligase (ATP) activity; ATP binding; DNA binding
Source: RefSeq, a predicted model, not a curated record